AUGAAGCGCAGAUGCAAAUGCCAUGGAACAUCUGGAAGCUGCCAGUUCAAGACUUGUUGGCAUGUGACUCCUGAUUUCCGGGCAGUUAGCACACUUCUACGGGAAAAGCUACAGCGUGCUGUCUUCGUGAACUCCCGUAAUAAGAACAGUGGAGCUUUCCAUCCACGUCUCAACAAGAAGAGACUGGCCCGUGAGCUUGUCUACUUUGAGAAAUCUCCUGACUUUUGUGAGAGGGAUACACUAGUAGACUCCCCAGGCACUCAAGGACGGGUAUGCAACAAGACAAGCCACCAGAUGGACAGCUGCGCCAGCCUUUGCUGUGGGAGAGGCCAUAAUAUCCUCAUGCAGACCCGCCGGGAACGUUGCAACUGCCGGUUUCACUGGUGCUGCUAUGUUAUGUGUGAGGAGUGCCGCAUCACACAGUGGGUUAAUGUGUGUAAGUGA
Staurois parvus is the source of this 444-nucleotide messenger RNA. The record is from the annotation of a GenBank genome assembly. NCBI's taxonomy places the organism in Eukaryota, Metazoa, Chordata, Amphibia, Anura, Ranidae.